Caenorhabditis sp. 36 PRJEB53466 is the source of this 873-nucleotide messenger RNA. Lineage: Eukaryota; Metazoa; Nematoda; Chromadorea; Rhabditida; Rhabditidae. The record is from the annotation of a GenBank genome assembly.
AUGGAGAAAAAAGCGGUCAUUCUCGCAAUCGGAUCCUUCAAUCCACCCACCAACGGACAUCUCCAGAUGUUGGAAGUGAGUACAAAACUCUUCAAAAUUUUUAAAAUCUAGAAAAAAAAACCCAAAUUGUUUCAUGACGCGAGAGCCACGCUCGAGAAAAAGGGAAUGAAGGUGGUGGAGAGCAUUCUGAGCCCGGUUGCCGAUGGAUACGGCAAGAAAACACUGAUCUCAGCAGAUCACAGGUUAAUUUGAUUACAAGAAAACAAUAAAAACGAAAAGAAUCGCCUAAAGAUUUGCCAUGUGCGUGGCAGCGGCGGAGGACUUGGAUUGGCUUCGUGCGGAUGACUGGGAAUGUCAGAAACCGGAGUGGACGGCCGCUUUGGACGUUCUCAAACAUCAUUCUAAUGAUGUCAAGGUACAUACGAUGUCAAGGCCUGUUUGCUCUCAAAUUUGAGGAAUUUUCAGAAUCGUGUCGGAGGCAAAGUGCGCACAUUUCUUCUUGUCGGCGGUGAUGUCGUGGACAGAUUUCCGACGAGAAAUGCGGAUGGCACUUUCAUUUGGAAUCAGGAAGACGUCAUCGAUAUCAUCAAAAUUGGACUGAUCAUCCAACCUCGUCCGGGUUUCACGCCAAUGAAGACACUCGAGAGCAUGCCGGAAAUCGCGGAGUUUUCGAAUGAUAUUAUUGUGAUUGAGGUGAGGUGUACAACUCACACAAUAUUUUUAAUUUUUCACAACUUUCAGAACGGAAUCACCUUGAACGACAUCAGCUCGACUCGUCUGCGUGCCGCUAUCGCCGAAGGACGCUCCGUCAAGUACUCGACUCCGGAUGCCGUCAUCAACUACAUCAAGAAGCACUCGCUCUACAAGCAGUAG